AUGGGAAAACGCGUUCGCGAACGAAAAAGUCCCGCGAACUCCAAAUUGGAAUCCAACGGAAGCCAGUGGUGCUCUGUCGUGGAUGGACUAGACGAAAUGUAUCGUCGUCGCAUACGUUGUGUCGCAGGUCUAGAUGAUAUGGUUGGCGAGCUUAUCGCCGCGCUUGAAAACAUGGGAUUCUAG
Molecule: messenger RNA, 183 nt
Organism: Penicillium lagena
Lineage: Eukaryota; Fungi; Ascomycota; Eurotiomycetes; Eurotiales; Aspergillaceae
Product: arylsulfatase
Exons: 2
Coding region: 1-183 (60 amino acids)
Source: RefSeq, a predicted model, not a curated record